ACUGUCAUGCCUGCCAUUGACGGUCUGACAUUGGUCUGUCCUAGCGGCAGCGCGCCAGCUCGACAUGUUUUAGAGGUUGGAUUUGUGGUGUGAGGAUCUCUGUAGAGAACAGAAAGUGAACAUCGCGAGUGGCGUGUAUUUCGCAAAGUUCGCUGCAAAGUGACUCGUGCGAAGUGAAGUGGCUGUGACUGAAGUGAAGCACUGAGCACAAUUGAGGCAGAAAUUUGAACUGCUGACGAUUUGGGGCUUGUAUAUUCAUAUGACGUCUUGAUACACAGCCACGUUUCAGUGUCUUUCCCUUCAAACAAGUGAUUUAGUUGUCGAAAUUUGGAGGACAUUGACUUCAAACAACAGCAACGGACAUAUUUGUGACGAUCAACAGGGAGGGUUGAUCAACUCGACCAUCUUAAAUUCCUUCCAUUGUUUGGAAUUUGUGCGAGGAUGACUUCAACAGUGCUUCCGGUUGCACAAGAGAGCUAAAGCAAGAAAAGGGCGUCUCAGAAACGCAAGAGUGCCAACUCAUUGAGAGACAAUUGAUCUAAGAAAGCUUUAGUUACACCCCGACACAUAUAUACGGUGAAAGCAGUACAGAUCAGUGACGUUCACAUCACACUCAGUAACUCAGUGAAAGUACACUCAGUAACUCAGUGACCUUACGCUCGUAACUCAGUGACGGUUCCUGAUCAACAACGCCGAACCCAGGCGCAAUGAAGAAGUCAGCCAUUUUACGAUGGCUGAUUCUGGAGAUGGUGGCGGCAUCAUUGGUAGUUUCUUCUCCCGUCAUACAUCGGUGCCGCACAGACCAAUUCAUGGACUACAUAAAAAACAACGACAAGAAAAAAAUACGAAUAUGUCUUAGCAAAAAUGAGACAUACAACAGUCUUUGCAGUGAAGAGCUAUUUCUGGACAGUCAGGGGUCGAAAUUCCCUGUCGAGGUGCUGAUAAAAUGGCGCCAGCUGUGCUCAGGUCAUCCUGAGUACAACGUCACUGGCACAGUCACAAUGGGUGUCGAAAGUGGGCUUCAAGAUGGCCGCCGACAGUCCACCCAAGAUGGCCGCCGACAGGUGAUGCGUCUGGACGGUCUGACCGCCGGACGCUUACCUCCCGGCCGGUAUAUUGCUAUGAUUACUGUGACCGAGAGAGAUGACAGACAGGAGGGAUCUGCGCGGAAAUCAGCUUCUCUAAGAGAGGAGCCUCGUGGGUCCUCUGACGCACCUGGGAGGUUCAUAACCGCCGGCCGCCGGCGGAGUGAAGAUACGGAUUCCAAGAGGAGCCAGGGUAUCACAGAACUAUACACCAGUGAAUUCACUAAAGGCCUUGAGAAUGCAUGCCCAGUGACAAAUAUCAACAUGGAUGCCUGUUUUGAGCAGGGAUUCAAAAACGCGCGGCUGAAAUUUGAGAACAUGGACCCGCUGCAGUUCAACACCACUCUAAAUGGAGGCUCCCGGGCCGUCGCCUGGGAGGUCGAUGGGAAUGUAAGCAUCGCUGGAAUUUCAAACUACACAGUGAAAAUAUCAAAAGCAGAGAGUUCGGAUGACCCGCACCAGAACCGACCUCUGACGAUCACGACGGCCUGGGUGGCGCCUCUCUGGAGGAUCGAGCUCGGACUUACCUAUCACCUGACCGUCAUACCAGACGUCAUCGUCAUUAAAAUGGCCGCCAAAGUGGCGAUGGCGUUGCCUGACGUGGAGGUGCUAAACAGUCUGGACGUGUGGGGCCAGCAGCAGCCGGACCAGGGCCUGGUGCGGUUCUACACAGAGGACAAAAACUUCCGCAUCAAAUUCGACGUCGACACUGCAAAGAUUGACGUCACUAUACAUAAAAUACCGACACUUGCACACUUUGAUGCUCUAAACGAGCUGGUGCGUCUCCACUUCAAGCAUGUAGCGCUGGACACGAUAUGGCCGAAUAUAGAGCAGAAGCUGGGGACCGUGUUCAAGGAGGUUGUCAACGGUGGCGUGGUACCUGAUGUAAUCAAAUUUCUGCUGACGCGAGGAGCACCAUCAGCAAGACAACAGACUGCGCCGAGGAAGCCCUGAUAGCAGUAUCAGCAGCUGGAAAUAGCAGUAGCACAGAGCCAUGGUGGAAUGUUGUCUCCAUGGAAACGUGUCUGACGCAGGGACACUUCGCUGUGAUGCUGUGAAAUAUGUAUGUACGUUUAAUUCGUUUUUGUUGGAUUAGUCGUUAUAUGCAUGAGUAUUGAGUACUUCAGUAGCGAUGCCUAUAAACAUUCAACAUGCAACAAUCCUUGGCUGGUAAAUCGUACUAAUGCGUGCCCUUAGGUGGUGACCGUUAGCUAUCGUUAUAAUUGUAAACGUGCCUUCAUGCAUCAGAUACCUAACUUUUAAACAUUUAGUCACAACAGUGAAAGAUUACGGAUUAUAGAGCUUCGCACAUGUUAAUAUGUUCAGUCACAAAAUGCGUAUCGUGAGCUGGAAAAAACAUCCGAUCAGGCUCAGAACAUUAACAAUAAAACUGACUGGAGAAGAAAA
Amphibalanus amphitrite is the source of this 2492-nucleotide messenger RNA. RefSeq lists its product as uncharacterized. NCBI's taxonomy places the organism in Eukaryota, Metazoa, Arthropoda, Thecostraca, Balanomorpha, Balanidae. The transcript is spliced from 9 exons. The record is from RefSeq and is a predicted model, not a curated record. Bases 708 to 2039 code for a protein of 443 amino acids.